Messenger RNA from Suillus paluster, 572 nucleotides. RefSeq lists its product as uncharacterized. The record is from RefSeq and is a predicted model, not a curated record. The transcript is spliced from 4 exons. Bases 12 to 260 code for a protein of 82 amino acids. Lineage: Eukaryota; Fungi; Basidiomycota; Agaricomycetes; Boletales; Suillaceae.
CAAACUUCAUCAUGUUUACUUCCCGUUCAAUCAUCUUUGCGCUGCUCAGCUUCCUCGUUGGCGUCAAUGCCGCCAAGUGUGUACAGUGCCCAGCCACAGUGUGGGACAACGGUACUACCAGGAAAUUAACCAAGACCAGCCCAGGCACGGUCACAGUGUGCACUUACGGACCAGUAUCCUGUCGGUAUCUUACUUCGAGCCGCCAGAUUGUCGGUGGAGCUCAGGCUUGUCCGCUUACGGCAGAGCCGAAGAAUUGCUGAACGUGAUGUCAAGAGGUGGGGGAGAGGAGAGGAGACACCCAUCAGGAGGAACAAUGUUCGUGUGCAGACAGGGUGAAGUGGUGUAUGCCAGUACUUAGACCACUAUCUGUUACGAGAAUUACCAAAUACUCAGUCGCGUCUUGCCUUGGCCGAUUGCAUUAUCCCAAUCCCUUAUUAGAACAUAGAAUCGUCUCUUGUUGACCAUGAACCUUCUGCGAAAGACCAAAAGUCAAAUGUCGCGCAGGAUUUGUGGCAUCUUUGAGGCGCCCGUGGAUGAGCGUGCAUAUAUCUGACGAGAAACGUGAAGCCAAG